Medioppia subpectinata is the source of this 859-nucleotide messenger RNA. NCBI's taxonomy places the organism in Eukaryota, Metazoa, Arthropoda, Arachnida, Sarcoptiformes, Oppiidae. The record is from the annotation of a GenBank genome assembly.
GUUGAAUUUGAAAACAAACAGUCGAUUGAAGUGAAAAUGUCUGUUCAGUACAUGUCUUUCAGCGCUCACGCGGACGCUAAGGGAAUCAUGACUUUAAUACAACAGUGCGAACCCAAGAAUGUACUCCUAGUUCACGGCGAGGCCUCGAAGAUGGAGUUCCUGCACAAGAAGAUCAAACAGGAGUUUCAGAUCGAGUGCUAUAUGCCGGCCAACGGCGAGACCGUCACCAUUGAUACCAAAGUCAAUAUUCCGGUCGACGUUGAGAUCGAUCUGUUGAAGCGAUCGCUGAACUCGUCGAGCGAUAGCUCUGACCCGAAACGGCCGAAACUACUUCACGGAACUCUUAUGAUGACCAACACUGGAACGGGUCCUCAGUUUCGUUUAGUAGAUCCGAGUAAAGCGAUGCAAGAAUUGGGAAUCAAACCGCAUAUCAUUCAAUUCACGUCAACCGUCAGACUUAAGGCCACAAACACUUCGCCUCAAAAAAUCACUGAAUUUUUGUUUCAAAAACUCAAAAAUAAACUUUGUGAUCAACACGACAUCAAACUGGCCAACGAUUGCUCUAUCAUAGCGUCCACAGCAAUGGUUAGAGUAAACAAUGGGUCCACUAAUGAUGUCAAAGAUGUGUACAUUUCGUGGUCCGAUCACGAGGAAGCGUUGGGCAGUUAUCUCAUUAAUUUCAUACAAGGACUCCAGAGAUCACUCGAUGUAUAGACAAACAGACCAAUCGAUUGACUUGACACACAUUUAUAUUUUAUUAUAAAAAUUUUAUUUAUAAUAAAUAACUAAAAAUCACUCAUAAAUACAUAUAAAUAUAUGAAUUAAUUCAAUAUUAAAAACCUAUAAAUAGUGUAAACAA